CACGAGCGUUGGCCGUUGGGCUCUUCGCAUAUCCACCACCCACCCAUAAGGCAUCAGCGCCGCUGCCGACUUCAUCUUUUGCGUUCCCCGUGGCGGGUUGGCAGGCCACUUCAUCCGCCUCGUCGGCUUCAUUCAUCACCAGGAAUUUCCAUCGCCGCGCCCGGCGUCUCCUCCACUCGCCUCCCCUACUCUAUAGCAUUCCAUUUCUGAGCUCGCUAACUGCGUUUCUUCGGCUCGCCGGUGAGCCACGGAUUGGGUUCGGCGGGAGGCCGGGAAACGGGAAUUUAUUUCACCAGUAUGCAACAGAUGGCCAUGCCAUCGUUCGCCGUAACCUCACCUCCGUCGCAUGGCACUACCUUAUGGGCGCCUCAUGCUCGUCGUCCUCAAAGACUGCACAAGAGACACGUGCGCAGCCAAGUCCGGGCAGUGGCACAAGCACAGCUGCAGUACCAGAAGCUGGGGGACUCAGACCUCCUCAUCAGUGAGGUCACUCUUGGAACGAUGACUUUUGGCGAGCAAAACACGGAGAAGGAAGCACAUGACAUUAUCGCUUAUUCUUUCGAUCAAGGUGUCAAUAUCCUAGACACAGCGGAAAUUUACCCAGUUCCAAUGAACAAGGAAACUCAAGGGAGAACUGAUCUUUAUAUUGGCAGGUGGAUGCAAUCAAAACCACGAGACAAGAUAAUUUUGGCCACCAAAGUUGCCGGUUAUUCAGAGCGGUCUACAUUUCUUCGAGACAAUGCAAAAGUGGUUCGUGUUGAUGCUGCCAAUAUCAAAGAAAGUAUUGAAAAGAGUCUUAAACGCUUGUCUACAGAUUACAUUGAUUUGCUUCAGAUACACUGGCCAGAUAGGUAUGUGGCACUAUUUGGUGAGUUUAGUUAUAAUCCGACCAAAUGGAGGCCAAGCAUCCCUUUUGAAGAACAAUUGAAGGCUUUACAGGAGUUAGUUGACGAAGGAAAGGUUCGCUAUAUCGGUGUUUCAAACGAGACCUCAUACGGAGUAAUGGAGUUUGUACAUGCUGCAAAGGCUCAAGGCCUUCCAAAGAUCGUGAGCAUCCAGAACAGUUACAGUCUACUUGUGAGAUGCCGCUUUGAAGUUGAUCUUGUUGAAGUUUGCCACCCGAAUAACUGCAACGUUGGACUGCUUGCAUACUCCCCGUUGGCUGGUGGGGUUCUCACUGGGAAGUAUCUUGACGCUAACGCUGACAUCUCAAAGAGCAGGCUAAAUCUCUUCCCUGGAUACAUGGCACGCUACAAUGACUCUUUGGCUAAAGAAGCGACAUUAGAGUACGUUAAGCUUGCCAAGAAGCACGGGCUAACUCCAGUCCAGCUUGCCCUUGGCUUCGUGCGUGAUCGUCCAUUCACCGCUAGCUCCAUCAUUGGAGCGACCACCAUGGAGCAGGUGAAGGAGAACAUCGACGCGUUUACCAGCACUCCACGGCCUCUACCACAGGAAGUUCUUGACGGCAUUGAGGAUCUUUUCAAGAGAUACAAAGAUCCAGCAAUCCUCUAGUUUUUCAUUCACCUUUUUUGGCGAAAAGUAGCAAUCCUCGGACAAUACAAAGCCCAGAAAACAUAUUACAACCUAUGAUCGUAUGGUCAUACCAUUUUGUUCAUGCUGAUACAAUUAUUGCUUUGUUCUUGUAUUGGCUCUACAGGCAAUACCAGCAGAGCAGAAUUAUGUUUUCUUUCCUUCACUGUGUAAGUAGAAUGCAGGUUUUCACUGU
Zea mays is the source of this 1726-nucleotide messenger RNA. Its product is annotated as putative oxidoreductase, aldo/keto reductase family protein. The record is from RefSeq and is marked provisional. The transcript has 9 exons. The coding region runs from base 298 to 1512 and encodes 404 amino acids. Gene Ontology annotation, molecular function: oxidoreductase activity. NCBI's taxonomy places the organism in Eukaryota, Viridiplantae, Streptophyta, Magnoliopsida, Poales, Poaceae.